This is a messenger RNA of Myxocyprinus asiaticus (Chinese sucker), 8786 nucleotides long. RefSeq names its product forkhead box protein P1-B. NCBI's taxonomy places the organism in Eukaryota, Metazoa, Chordata, Actinopteri, Cypriniformes, Catostomidae. The coding region runs from base 5462 to 7453 and encodes 663 amino acids. Gene Ontology annotation, molecular function: RNA polymerase II cis-regulatory region sequence-specific DNA binding; DNA-binding transcription repressor activity, RNA polymerase II-specific. Gene Ontology annotation, cellular component: nucleus. Gene Ontology annotation, biological process: regulation of transcription by RNA polymerase II. The record is from RefSeq and is a predicted model, not a curated record. The transcript is spliced from 17 exons.
AGCUUUGUGUCUGGCCUAAAUGCUCUAAACUUCUCUGAAACCCUCUACUUUUCCCUGUGGAACCCGGAUGCUUGACCUCUGGCCUACUUUGUGUAAGAUUUGAAUUUCUGCAUUUUGAAUUUUAGAAUAUUUAUUUCUGUAUUGAAUUUUAAAAUAUGGAAUUUCUUCUUCAGCUGUAAUUUUAUAAUCUGAAUAUUUACAGCUAAUUUCACCUCUACAAAAUGUAGAAAAAAAUUCUGCUGUUUAAAAAUACAAAUCUAUAAGAUACGCCACAAAAACAACUACAUUUUACAUGUUUAGAAUUCAAAUUUAUGAAAUUCUAAUUGAAAACUAUAAAAUAUGCCAUGGAAAAUUCCAUUUUGUUAAAUACCACAUGUCUAAAAUUCAAAUUCACUAAAUUCUCAUUUCAAAUCAUUUUGUCUUUUAUUUAGCUCCAUAGGAGGACUGGUGCUAUUAUUCCAUAUCUAGUUUAAUGCAUCGCUUGAUGCGUUGCAGCUCUGGCGUUUGUUUGCUUUUGUCAAGGUUGUGAAGAAAGGAGAGGUCAUUUAUUUUUGUCAGUCAAGUUUACGGCUAAACAGGAAGGCUUAUUUUCCUAACUGCACUGGUUUACUGUUCUUUUUGUUGCUUUCAUGUUUAUGCUCAUUUGUUUUUGAGACAAAGUUUGGUUUUUAUGGGCCCCUGCUGACUUGCUGAGGCUGAUGCAAAUUAUUCUAAAUCUAGUUCACCCAAAAAUGAAAAUUCUGUAAUCAUUUAACCUCAUGCUUCAUGACUGACUUUCUUCUGUGGAACACGAAAGGAGAUCACCUCAGUCACCAUUCAGUUCCGUCGUACAGUUAAAAGAUGCAAUGAAAUUGAAUGGUUACUGAGGCUGUCAUUCAACCUAACAUCUCAUACAGUCAUACAGGUUUGGACCAACAUGAAGGUAUGUAAAUGAUGACAGAAUUUUCAUUAUUGGGUGAACUAUCCCUUUAAUAGCAAUAGGAUUGAAUAUUUGUUGAUACAGAUAUACUGUAUUACAUACAAACAUGCAAAAUUCUUAUAGUCUUCUCUUCGUUUCCCAGAAUGGGACAAUCUGAAGCAGUUUAUAUGCAGACUGGAGCAAACCAAUUGAUUGAAGUAGGGGUUGAUCGCACAGUAUGGGCCCAGGGCGUUUCAGGGACCGAGUCUGUGUGUCUGUGUUCUGUCACUAACAGUGUGGUGGACAAGGAAGGGACUUCCCAUCCUUUUCCAUGAGCUCAUGUUUACAGACACAUUUACACACACACACCCAACAACCAAAAUCUAGUUCACUGUGCCUGUUUUUCUGUUCUGUUAUUUCUUUCUAUUUUUUUCUCACCUGUUCAAAGAGCUCCUAUGGUCUCUCUUUUUGCUUGAUCCAUUUGUUGACCUCUAACACUGUCAUUGCUCAAUACAAACUUGAUGAGUUUUGGAAGGGCGUAGUGUUUGGGCAUUCCAAUAGGCAUUUUGAAGGUGUAUUCCAAUGGGAUUUUCAAAUGGCUAUUUGGGAACUGGGCAUUCAAGUGGGCAUUUUGGAAGGGUGUAGGGUUUUGGCAUUCCAAUAGGCAUUUUAAAAAGAUAUUCUAAUAGGCUUUUUGAUUGGGCAUAGCAAUUGGACAAUUGUUCGUAUUGGCACAGGGUUCCUAUGGUUUCUGCCCUAACACACCAAAUAUAUUGAUGUAUGUCAGGGCACUGGGGUGGAUUAGGGUCCCUGUAAUAGCUCUUCCGAGUACAUUUAUUGCUUACUACAAAAAAUUUAAUUCUGUGUAUCAGCAUCAGGUUGAAAAUUGCUUUGUAUUAGCAUUAGCAUUUGGUAAGCCCCUAAUUCCCCUGUUUCUACAGCUGAGUGUGUUUCUAUGCAUUUACAAGUGCUUCCGAAUUGUAGGAGUUCACUUAAAUAGCUUUUUCUGCCAAAACUAUGAACAUAAUAAACAAAGCACCACACAGGAGAGAUUGCAAACAAGAAAGUUAAAUGCUUACGCUAGUCACCUGGUUGUUUAUGUGCUUGAUGCUCAGGCUUGUGCUCAGAACACCAGUGAGGCUGAUGUUUUUUAUUCUGCUGUAAUGAAAAGGCUUUCUUUUUAGAAAUAUACAGUUUGAAAAAAAAAAAAAAAAAAAAAAAAAACAACUUAGCAGAGACUUUUUUUUUGCUAAUCAUGUAGUGUUGCUCUUUUUACUUAUAAAAAAAGUAUAGUACAGUGGUAGUAUCAGAUUUACAUGGUACAUUCAUAUUUCAGGCAUUUCAGACAGCAUGGUAUUACCAUCAUGGUGGUAUUAAAAAAAACAAACAAAAAAAAAAAAAUUCUACAGUACAAUGUAAAAAAAAAAAAAAAAAAAAAAAAAAAGAUUAAUUUAACGUAGUAAUCAAGCAGUACCAUUGUAGAUAUCAAAGUACCAUUGUAUUGCCAUCUGAUACCAUCACUGUACCAUGGUACCUUCACAGGUAUUUUUUCGUAAUGGGAAAGAGACAGGUGAAUCCUUUUCCAAAUGCAUAUUGAAAAAUCACAAUUACAAAUCCAUUAUAUUUGGCAUGGGAUCAACAACUUAAUUAAUUGUGGUCUCUUAGAGGGAGUAGAGCUUUGAUAUAGUUGGUCUGCCACUGCGUCAGAGCGAGUCUUCGUGACAGAUUCUUUGUUUGAAUGGAAGUGAUGGCAGUCAGGCAGUCAGCAUUCUCGGCUUCUGUCAGAGGAGCUGUCUUCAGAGAGAUAAAAGUGAGAUCUGUCCACAGAAACACUCUGAGCAAGAGUGUUUGUCACAUGUAUAACAAAGUUUAGUUUGUCUUUGCAUCUGAAGACUUAUUUUUUAUUUUUUUAUUAUUAUUUCUGUGCAUUGCAUUUCAAUUUCUUUAUUCAGCCAAAAGGGGACCAUAUUUAAAUGGGUCCAACUGAAUGAUAGAAACAUUAUAGACUGUACUUAAGGGAUCAAAUGAGUGUGUCCCACGCCCCCCCACCCCCCACCCCAUGCCAAGAUGUUUUCUUUUCUUUGUAAAGCAAUGCAAAUACAUUGCACAGUUCAACUCAUUUGAUAAGACGAAACUGAAAUUAUUAGCACAAUAACAAACUUAAUCAAGUAAGCCUCACACUUAGUCUUAGCGUGCCUUCAAAAUAAACUACACAAUGGUCAGAUUAAGUUUGUAAAUCAUCAUAAAGUUGAAGCAUUCAGUUAAAUUAAAGCAUGUAUCCUUGAUCACUCAUAAAGCUUUGUGUUUAUUGUUCUCUAUUUGACAUUCGCUGAAUUCACUUCAUGGUCAAUAUCAUUUUGGCAGUGACUCACGGCGGUAUUUAUUUGGGGAAGCAAAAUCCCCUUUUUGGGGAUGAUGCACCUGGGCCUGGCUGCUUAAUGGAAAAGCUUUUACAUUAAGUAAAUAAACAGCUUGCAUUUGAAAGGUGUGUGUGUAUAAGAGAGAGAGAGGGGGAGUAUUUGAGCUGUGGGGGGAAAAAAAAAAGCUACACCUACAAAUGUUUUGUUGUGGCUUUUUAAAAAAAAGUUAAAGUUUGGACUGAAGCUGAAGGUGAAGUGUCAAAUUUUUGUCAAGGUUAAUGUAUUUUGUCUUGAUUCAUGUGCAGAGACAACUGUAAUUGAAUAAAAUAACAAAUAAAAUGUCUCUAUCAAAACAUUGCUCUGUUUGUUUGAUUAUCCCAACUUACCUGACAUAGCAGUAUUGGCUCUAGGGUUGGGAACCGGUUCAGAACCAUUCUUUAAAAAAUACCGGAAUCGUAUGAUCUUCGUGACUUUCGUUUCCUUUAAUGGUCCUCCAGCGUGCAAUUUUCCGCCGAUGUGGCUGGAGCGCUGCCAUAUACUGACUCUACAGCAUAAAAACACACAGUUCUACCGCUGAGUUCCCAGUCAAAUGAGUCUCGAGCCUGCUCUUUUUACAGGGCGAUUCCCGAAAUAAUUAUUCAAAGGAGCCGGUUCUUUUGAAUCUACAGCUUGAAACAUACAGCGCUUCCAGUAUACAAGUAAUUUUAUGCUGAUGUAAAAGUUAUGAAUUUCCAACUCGAAAUUAAAUAAGAAUUGUUGAAGUCUCACAAGCCUGAAAUACAACAUUAGGCAACAAAACAUAGUCUAAAAUGUCUCUUGAACUGUUACUGUUUAUUUAAUGAUGACCUGCUGUGUCUAUUAAAUCAAGCAGUGCAGUUACUGACUGGUUGUUCAUAUGACAAUGUAUAAUUAAAGAUAUACAGGUUUUGUUGCAAUAAGUGGAAUUUGAUAAAAUAAUAAAUGGAUUAAUGAAAUAUGCCAUCACAUUUCAUGUUGGUUUAGAUUUCUUUAUUUAAAAUAGAGUAAGGAUCUAUUAUUAGAUUGUAUUUAUGUCUCAAGUCUGCAUUGCCAAAGUUUCCUUAGAAUGAAGGGGCAUAUUCAGCAAAUCAAACAAAUAAAGUGAACUGGCACAAUAAAAGCAGAUCUAUUAACUGUGUGUUUUGCACCAGGUUGAGGACUGAGCUCUUUAGUUGUUAUCCAUAAACACAGUCCUCCUAAGCUUGGGGGAGGAAAAAAAAGAAAGAAGAGGGGAAAAAAAAAGAAAAGAAAAAGAAGCAAAGAGCUUAAGCCCAGGACUAAAAACAGGAAUGACAAACCAUUAGCUGAAAAAUUUCCAUCUCAUUGCAACUAUGUUAUUGUUUACUUUAGCAUACACAUCCUAAUAUGGCUUGAUCUCUGUUAAAACAGUGCAGAAGGAAAGCCUGGGGCCCGGUCCAGCAGAACGGCUUUUAAACUGCCACUUAGACCAUUAGAAACAAAUGGCAUGGGCCAAGUCUCGGUGUGCCAUUUUCCUCUAAGAAAGAAAAUAAUAUCUUCUCAUAUUUUACCUCGCUCAGUUCUCAUGCACUCUACAGCCAAUCAUAUUCCAUCUUUGCUCUAUCUUUCAUUUUAAAGACCCCAUGAAAUCGUUCAACGAGGGCCGUUUACUUUCCCUUGUUGACGUAUUUCCUAUUGAAACUUGAAGUUGAGGCGGGACGUAUCGAUGGCCCUUUUUUAAUAGCUAAUGGCCUUUAGUUUAUGUAGCAGCCAUUAAUAUGUAACAAACUGUUAAUCAUGAUUAGCCACUUGCUACUGCUAGUCAGUUGCCGGUGGUAUUAGGGGGAAGGGUUUUCUCAUUCUAGAGGGCAUUUUAUUGGACACAAUGGUUUUUUUUUACCUUGUUUUUUUUUCUGUUUACUUCACCUUUUCUUCUACUAAUCUUCUCAUUCUUUUUGUGUUUGUUUAUCUCUCUCUCUCUCUCUCGCUCUCCCUUUCGUUCUUGCACUCUUUUGUUUGUUGUGGUUGCCUGUUCACUGGUUGCCUAAGUUUGUCUUGUUUAGGUAGAUAUCAGUAGGGGAUAAGGGUUGGUGUGUUUCAGAACAGUUUAGUGCAGUCACAGAUCAUGUCCUUCCUCUCUUCGAUGUGCCCUUAUUCAUGCAACACUUCGUACUGCUAAACAACAAAUUAAGCUCUUUUAUUCUUUUCCCUGAUUGGUUUUUAAGUCAUGAUGCAAGAGUCAGGGACAGAGGCGACAAGCAACGGAACGGCCAAUCAGAACGGCAUCCCACCUAGCGUAGAGGGACACAGAGAAGUUCGAUCCAAGUGCGCCACACCCUCCUCUGACAUUACAGUGUCUGACCUUGUAACCUUCCAGCAACAGCAGGCCUUACAAGUUGCACGGCAGAUUCUUCUCCAACAACAACAACAGCAAAAUAGCUUCCACAAGUUGUCCAAAAGCAGUGACAAGCAGUCUGCGCCACAGGUGCCAGUUUCUAUUGCUAUGAUGACACCGCAGGUCAUAACUCCUCAGCAAAUGCAGCAAAUCCUCCAACACCAAGUUCUGAGCCCCCAGCAGCUCCAAAUUUUACUGCAGCAACAACAAGCACUGAUGUUACAGCAGCAGCAACUGCAGGAGUUCUAUAAGAAACAGCAAGAACAACUCCACCUUCAGCUCAUCCAACAGCAGCAUGGCAGCAAGCAGCAGAGUAAAGAGGUGUCUGCACAGCAGUUGGCAUUCCAGCAGCAGCUCCUCCAGGUUCAGCAGCUACAGCAGCAGCAUCUUCUUGGUCUGCAAAGACAAGGGCUGCUGUCCAUCCAGCCCAACCAGACUCUGCCUCUCCACUCCCUCACUCAGGGCAUGAUUCCAGCUGAACUCCAGCAGCUGUGGAAAGAGGUGACAAACAGCCAUGUGAAGGAGGAGAACAGCGGGACCAGUAAUGGUCACCGGGGUCUGGACCUGUCCUCCCCCUCCCCCGUUCCCCUCAAAACCAUCAACCAGCAUGGAUCCACCAAUGGCCAGUACGUCAGCCAUUCACUCAAAAGAGAGAGUUCAAUGUUGGAAGAUCAUUCCCCUCACAGUCACCCGCUUUAUGGUCACGGUGUCUGCAAAUGGCCAGGAUGUGAAGCCGUGUUUGAAGACUUUCAGUCAUUCCUAAAACAUCUGAAUAAUGAACAUGCAUUAGAUGACAGGAGUACGGCACAGUGUCGGGUACAGAUGCAAGUAGUUCAGCAGCUGGAACUGCAGUUAGCGAAAGAUAAAGAGCGUCUCCAAGCCAUGAUGACUCAUCUGCAUGUGAAGUCUACAGAGCCCAAACCCAACCCACAGCCACUGAACCUGGUGUCCAGCGUUACCUUGUCCAAGACGGCUCCUGAGGCCUCUCCACCUCUCAGUCUUCCCCAGACACCCACCACCCCAACAGCCCCCCUCACACCGCUCUCCCAAACCCACUCAGUUAUCACCCCCACCAGCCUACACAGUGUGGGACAAAUGCGCCGACGCUAUUCGGACAAGUACAACAUGCCUAUAUCUCCAGAUAUUGUACAGAACAAAGAGUUCUAUAUGAAUGCAGAAGUACGACCUCCUUUCACAUAUGCUUCAUUAAUACGACAGGCAAUACUAGAGUCGCCAGAAAAGCAGCUAACACUAAACGAGAUCUACAACUGGUUCACGCGAAUGUUUGCAUAUUUCAGACGCAAUGCAGCGACGUGGAAGAACGCAGUGCGGCAUAACCUUAGUCUUCACAAGUGUUUUGUGCGGGUAGAGAACGUUAAAGGGGCGGUAUGGACCGUCGAUGAGCUAGAGUUCCAAAAGAGAAGGCCGCAAAAGAUCAGCGGAAGUCCAGCUCUAGUAAAGAACAUCCAUACCACUUUGGGAUAUGGUCCCGCCCUUUCUGCAGCCUUCCAGGCAUCAAUGUCAGAGAACAACAUACCUCUAUACACUACCGCUUCCAUUGGAAGUCCCACUCUUAACUCGCUUGCCAGCGCUAUACGAGAGGAAAUGAACGGAGCCAUGGACCACGGCAACAGCAACGGUAGUGACAGAAGCCCUGGACGCUCACCCAUGCCAGCUAUGCAUCAUAUUAGUGUAAAAGAGGAGCCACUGGACCCGGAAGAACAUGAAGGUCCCCUUUCCCUUGUGACGACAGCCAAUCACAGUCCAGACUUUGACCACAACAGAGAUUACGAGGACGACCAUGUGAACGAGGACAUGCUGUAAGCCUGGUUUCUCCCAGGUCCUCUGACGAAAAGGCCAAAUGAACUGCAGUGAGAGACCGGAGAGACCACUCCAGAUAUAGCAAGACCAAGACUGGAUUCACAAUCCACUUGUUGACAGCUAUUAAAAUGUUCCAAUUUACUCUUUUGUGCCAUUAAAUAUGAAACGAAUACAAGAUAAGAAAAAUCUAUUCCAUUUGGAAGUAUUUUUGAUUUGUUUCUACUUUUCGGUUAAAAAGACACGCAUACAUUUCUACUCGUUACUCGAUGAAGAGACGCUUGGUACUGGGGGCCUGCUUCUACAGUACUUCCUUUUGGCAAAGUGUCACUGAGACCAGAGUGGACUUGAAAACACAGCUGAGAAAGACUGGCACGUCACCCUCUGAGUCGAAUAAACACUGAUCACGAACUACAGAGCACACGCACACACAAAUCAUUAACGCUUGAAUGAGCGUGUCACUCACGUGGUGUGUGUGCACGUAUGUGACUUUAUUCAUUGUCUCGGCCUUCAGAUCUUCUUAAGUUCGCUUCCAUUGCAGCUGAGAGAUAUCUGUCUGGUGUUUUUGAGGGUUCCUGGGCAAAUAAUUUAAACGUUGUGUCCUCUCAUUACUCUGUGCUGUUAGCUAUAUAUCCUUUUUUUGGGUUUGUUUGUUUUGGUAACUGAUCAGACCUCAUGAUUAAUGACAUGGAGUGUGCUUAGCACUGGAUGAAUGUGUAACGGUUCUUUUCGUGUUGUUUUUUCCUCUUGAAUUCUUUUCCUUUUAAAAUUCAAACAGAAUGUCGCAUUACCGUGUAGUAUUUUUCUGUCAUUUGUUCCUUUGCAAUUUCCACAGUGGCAUUGCCCUUGCAUGCGAACUCUCUCACACACACACACACACACACACACACACACACACACACACACACACACACACACACUCUUAAACUCAUGCUCUUUCCCGUUCAUGAAGUCCAUCUGCAAAUGCACUACUCGUAAUGAAGGCUCCCUCUCCAUGCACCAAUGAAGUUUAAUUUACACAUGGAAUGAAUGACAGAGAAAUCAACGCAGGUUAACGUUUAUCACUAUGAAAUUAAAUGUAAAAAAAAAAAAUCCACUUUCAUGGUGAUGCAUGUUAGCGUUAAGCAAAUCGUUGAUCGAGACCAUCAUCUGUAUUAAAUUAAAACAUGAAAUGUCAUAAAGGUAAUAAGCACCAGAGAGAUAACUGUUAGACAAAAGCUAAUUGUGAUUCCUGAACUUUGUUGGCAACUUUUUUUGUUUCUUUUCCGUUCUAUAAUUUCAAAGACUGACUGGAUGACUUUUAACUGCAUUCCCUGUCGUUUCAAUAUCUGUUUUACCA